Messenger RNA from Staurois parvus, 357 nucleotides. The record is from the annotation of a GenBank genome assembly. NCBI's taxonomy places the organism in Eukaryota, Metazoa, Chordata, Amphibia, Anura, Ranidae.
AAUCUGCUUGUACAAUUAAAAAGUGUUACUAAGCCCAGGACCCUGCAUUCACUAUAUCUGUUCUCCACGGACCCUGCAUUCACUAUAUUUGGUCUCCUCGGACCCUGCAUUCACUAUAUCUGGUCUCCCCGGACCCUGCAUUCACUAUAUCUGGUCUCCUCGGACCCUGCAUUCACUAUAUCUGGUCUCCUCGGACCCUGCAUUCACUAUAUCUGGUCUCCUCGGACCCUGCAUUCACUAUACUACCCUGCAUUCACUAUAUCUGGUCUCCACAGACCCUGCAUUCACUAUAUCGGUCUCCCCGGACCCUGCAUUCACUAUAUCUGGUCUCCCCAGACCUGCAAUUAUAUCCGGUCU